Messenger RNA from Brachypodium distachyon (stiff brome), 1838 nucleotides. RefSeq names its product UPF0481 protein At3g47200. Bases 54 to 1586 code for a protein of 510 amino acids. NCBI's taxonomy places the organism in Eukaryota, Viridiplantae, Streptophyta, Magnoliopsida, Poales, Poaceae. The transcript is spliced from 2 exons. The record is from RefSeq and is a predicted model, not a curated record.
AAUUGAUCGGUAGUACUACUACUUAUGUCAAGAUAACAAGGCAAUGCAUCACGAUGAUGGACAUCCGCAAAAAAAGAAAAAAAAAAGAGAUGAUGGCCAGGCUACAGCGUCGGAUGGAAGGAGGACUCAACAACCCUUGGUUUCAGGCGGCGGCCGGCGGCAGUGAGGCCUUCACCAUCGUGCGGCUGCCGUCCCAUUUCCACGAGACGAACGAGGGCCUGUACGAGCCCCGGCUGGUCUCCAUCGGGCCGUACCACCUCUCCAGCGCGAGAACCCGCGGGAUGCAGAGCCACAAAUGGCGUUUCCUCCGCGACUUCCUCCUCCGGAACCACCACCCCGAGGACGGAAGCAGCUCUGUCCGCCUCCAGCUCCGCCUUGCCGCCUACAUCCGCGCGGCCCGCGGGGUGGAGGCGCGAGCGCGGCGCUGCUAUAGCGAGUCCCUUGAGAUGGCAAGCGACGACUUCGUGCAGCUGCUCGUACUGGACGGCUGCUUCAUCCUCGAGUUCCUGCUCAAGUCCAGACACAAGGUGCUCGAGGUCGACGCGUACAUGCAGUGGGCGCGGAUUUACAUUUAUUACGACUUGGUGCUCGUCGAAAACCAGAUCCCGUUCUUCGUCCUCGCGGAACUGUACGCCCUUGCGGUGAAGGAGGGGAACAAUAUUCACCGGCGGGAUGAGAACCUUGAUGUUCUCAUCUCCAAGUUCUUCAGCCGGCACGAGCCUCUAUGCCACCUUCCGGUGCCGGAUCAGCAACUCGACAUCCCGUGCGUCCACCACCUGCUCCAUCUACAGUACAGGAGAUUGAUCGUGACGACUCCGGCAAAUGACGGAGCUGGUAUACAACCACUCGAGUCAGUGGCCUUAUCUUCUAGCUUCUCUUCAGACGCCGGCACCGGAUCCAACGAGGAUGAAGGGGACGAUGAGCGCGAGCUGGUGAUCGGUAUCACGCCGCUGGGCGCGGCAGGCAACGCGGCUGCAGGAGCCGCUGGGCGCGAGCAGGUGAACGGGGGGAUCACGACGCCGCUAGCGAUUCGGUGCGUGACGGAGCUGCAGGAGUUCGGCGUCACGUUCAAGGAGAAGCCCUCACCGGCAAGCCAGUUCGACGUGACGUUCCGCCGCGGGAGGAUGGAGAUCCCACGCCUGGCCAUCAACGCCGGCACCAGGAUCCUGGUGGCGAACCUGUUCGCUUGGGAGCAGACGACCAAGGAAGACUGGAAGAAGGGCGUGGUGACGGGGUACCUGGUGCUGAUGAACGCGCUGGUGAACACGGCGGCGGACGUGUCCGUGCUCCAGCGCAGGGGCAUCCUGGACAACAUGCUCUCCAACGAGGAGGAUGCUGCGGCCUUCUUCAACCGCCUCGGCGGCUGCGCGCUCUUCGACCCCGCCGCGCACCGCUACGCGGAGCUGUUCAGGGACGCCAACGAGUACUGCGACCACCGCUGGAACCGGUACGUGGCCGUGCUGAAGCGCGACCAUCUCCGGAGCCCGUGCUCUAUCAUCAACCUGCUCGCCGCGGCCAUCCUCAUGUGCAUUUCGGUCACGUCUGCCGGCUUCGUCAUCUGCCACUACAGUCAUGCUUGCUCCUGAUCAAACCUCUUGGGCCAUGGCCUCUUUUUCAAAAUUCUUUUUCUUGAGCUAAUCUCCUGGCCUCUUGGGCAGACCCACCAUGACAGUUGCUUGGUUUUACUUGAUCAGUUUUUUCAGUGGUUUACUUAAACAGUUACUACUUUCAAAUUUGAACCGAUGCCCAAAAUGCAUUCAGUUGUUACUGAUUUUCUCGCCUACAGGGCUUUUGACUCCUUCGUGGGCCUGCUCGGUAAUAAUGCUUCUACUUGGGCU